Messenger RNA from Vespula pensylvanica (western yellowjacket), 438 nucleotides. Its product is annotated as peptidyl-tRNA hydrolase 2, mitochondrial. Gene Ontology annotation, cellular component: mitochondrion; cytosol. Bases 1 to 414 code for a protein of 137 amino acids. The transcript has a single exon. Lineage: Eukaryota; Metazoa; Arthropoda; Insecta; Hymenoptera; Vespidae. Gene Ontology annotation, molecular function: peptidyl-tRNA hydrolase activity. The record is from RefSeq and is a predicted model, not a curated record.
AUGUUAUCGAUAUUGAAACAAAUAAUGCCAAUCUUUAUACGUGCAUGUUCAGCGGAAAAUUGUAAAAUGGUGAUUAUAGUGAGAACGGACAUAGUUAUGGGAAAAGGGAAAAUAGCAGCGCAAUGUGCCCAUGCGGCAUUAGAGUGUUAUAGAAAGGCAACAGCCAAUCCAAAAAAACAUUAUAUGUUUAAAGAUUGGUUAUAUAACGGUCAACCAAAGAUUGUUCUUAAAGUAUCGAACGAAGUUGAAUUAUUAGAUAUAGCACAUAAAGCUCAACAAGUUGGUAUAACCACAGCUAUAAUAAGAGAUGCAGGGAGGACUCAAUUACAAUCUGGUACAGUUACGGUAAUUGGAAUUGGACCGGGUCCGAAUGUAGAAAUAAAUAAGAUUACAUCACAUUUGAAAUUGUUGUAAAUGUGAAAUAAAUGUAGAUAGAUA